Molecule: messenger RNA, 3198 nt
Organism: Mizuhopecten yessoensis (Yesso scallop)
Lineage: Eukaryota; Metazoa; Mollusca; Bivalvia; Pectinida; Pectinidae
Product: relaxin receptor 2-like
Exons: 5
Coding region: 1-2817 (938 amino acids)
Biological process (GO): G protein-coupled receptor signaling pathway
Cellular component (GO): membrane
Molecular function (GO): G protein-coupled receptor activity; protein binding
Source: RefSeq, a predicted model, not a curated record
AUGUUGUCCGCCGAAUCACCAGAAUACGACCUACAGAUUGUCGACGCCACAUUUCGACUCUGCAUGCAGAUGCCUAAUCCCGCUCUGUUGGUGGCCCACGACAAAAUGUCGAAACGAUCACUCGCUAUCUACCCGUUAUUGGAUACGACGAUGAAAAUCGCGUCCAUAUUGGCCGGCAAUUUCGGGUUUACCGCCGACGACAUGUUUCAGGGAGAGGUGCUGUCUCGCCUGAUCCUAGAAAGGGGGAGUCUUCAUUACGAUGAGCGUAAUAAAUGUCCAGAAAUCUUCUGUCAGCAUGUGAGCUACAGGUGUGACGCACACUGUUCACAGAAGGGGAGGGAAGGCGAUUUUGAACUACACAACUGCACUGGGACACAUCGUUGCUCAUCUGAGAAGAAAUACAAUAUUCCGAUAUUACAAGUUUGUGAUGGAAUCAGUCUGUGCUCUGGCUCUAAUGAUGACGAGUUUUCGUGUGCCAAGCCUUGUCAGCCAUUUUGUAUGUGUAUUGGUUUAACGGUCAACUGUAGUAACAGCCACCUGAAUUUUGGACGUUUUUCUUUCGAGAACAUAUCAAUUGUCACCAAAAAGGGAGAUCCACGUUAUCCUCGGUUGUCCUACCUCAGUUAUCUAGUGAUAACUGAUUUAACUACCAUGGUUGAUAAUUUCGUCACUGGAUUAAAUCACUUAAGGUUUCGAAGUUUAUCCAAUAACAAUUUACCUUUUCUUUUAGGUAAAGUUUUCAGUGGACCGGCUGUACUAGAUACCCUCGAUCUUUCAAACAGCGACAUGAAUUUUCUUGCCGAGCAUGUGUUCAGUGGACUUUCUGCACUAACCCAACAGUAUCUAUCACACAAUGAAAUUGAUUUUCUACCCGGUAAAGUGUUCAGCGGACUGUCUCUACUAAUAAAUCUUAAUCUAUCAAACAAUAGAAUAUUUUAUCUUCCCGACAAUAUUUUCAGCGGUUUAUCUAAACUUUCCGAAAUCAACCUUGCGAACAAUUGGUUAAGUUUUUCCCCAGGUACAACUGUCUUCAGUAGACUUUCUGCGCUAACCAAACUGUAUCUAUCACACAAUCACAUUACAGAUCUACCCGGUAAAGUGUUCAGUGGGCUGCCUCUACUUUAUUUCCUCGAUCUUUCAAACAAUCAAAUUACAGAUCUACCCGGUAAAGUGUUCAGUGGGCUGCCUCUACUUAAUUUCCUCGAUCUUUCAAACAAUCAAAUUACAGAUCUACCCGGUAGAGUGUUCAGUGGACUGCCUCUGCUAAUACAUCUUAAUCUAUCAAACAAUGAAAUAAUUUUUCUUCCCGACAAUAUUUUUAGCGGUUUAUCUAAACUUUCCGAAAUCAACCUUGCGAACAAUUCGUUACUUUUUCGCCCAGGUACAACUGUCUUCAGUGGACUUUCUAACCUCGAUAGUCUGAAUAUGUCUAACAAUGGCAUCCUGUCCCUCCCCAGGAAUGUGUUUAGCUAUGACACACUCGCACUCAGGUAUCUCCUGAUAGGCAACAAUCUUUUGUCUGAUCUGCCUUUGUUGCCUUUCUCCCUUGAAGUUCUCGAUAUAAAAAACAACAUAAUUACAAAUUUACCAAGCGGAACAUUCACAAAUAAUGGCAAUCUCCUUAUUUUAAAUAUAAUAGGUAACAAUCUGGAUGUUAAUGAUUAUCUGUUUGAAGGACUAGAUAACCUAAUACGAUUACUGACGGAUACUCCCUUCAUGUGUUGUGCUAAACCUAAAUCAGUAACCGACGAUAACUGUUUAAGUACUUCAGCCGAGGCAUUGCAGUGCCGGCCUGGACUUGGUACAUGUAGAUCAGAAGACGAUGCGAUAUCGUCAUGUAACGCCUUGAUUGGUUCGAAUAUACUUCGAGUAUUUCUCUGGUUAAUUGGAAUGUGUGCACUAAUAGGGAACGUUGCGGUCAUCUUUUACAGAUUAUCUUUUGAUAGAAACAAUAUUACAAAGAGUUAUUCAAUCUUUAUACUCAACCUUGGAUUAUCAGAUUUACUCAUGGGUAUCUACUUGGUGAUAAUAGGCGGUGCUGAUGCAUAUUACAAUGAUGUAUACGCAUGGAAUGAUCAGAAAUGGAGAAAAAGCGUUCUAUGCACCACAGCUGGGAUUCUCUCCAAUAUAUCUAGCGAGAUGUCUACGUUCUUGAUACUGCUCGUGACAGUAGACAGACUAAUUGUCAUAGUGUUCCCCAUGGCCCGCCAUUACCAGAGAAACAUUUCGGCGAAACAGGCCUCCAUUAUCUCCGGGUUCCUGUGGUUGGUUUCUAUCACAAUUGCAGUCAUCCCUAUCAUUUCUAUGCAGUCCUAUUUCAAGGGGGAAUUCUAUUCCCAGUCAGGGGUUUGUCUCGCCUUGCCACUGACAACUGCAGAGCAACCAGGAGCGGAGUAUUCCUUUGCGAUUUUCGUUUGCCUCAACAGUUUCAUCUUUGUUGUCAUAGUCAUUUGUCAAAUUUGCAUUUUCAUAAACAUGAGAAUACACGGUGGUAACAUUACGUCAUCACAGACUCGUAAACGAGAUAUGAAUGUAGCAAAGACACUCUUCUUUGUGGUGGCAACGGACUUCUGCUGCUGGUUUCCUAUCGGAGUGUUAGGUGUUGCGACAAAAUACGGAGUCCAAAUUUCCAAUGAAGUGUACGCAUGGGUAAUGGUGUUUGUACUGCCAGUGAAUGCCGCUGUCAAUCCCCUGCUGUACACUGUCUCAGAGGUCUGGAGGAGGAGACGAAGGGCGCUAAGGUUCACAAAUAUGAAGACAACAUCACCACAACAUCUUCAGCGAGCCGCCGUUAUUGAGACUGAAACGUCCGUAUGAAAUACCACUUAUUAAACUCAUGGUAAAGUCUUUUCAGUAGUUUGGCGGAGUUACAAAGGAUAUCGGUGUUCACGUGAUACACUUUACUCAGGAUAUCGGUGUAUCACGUGAUAAACUAUACAAAGGAGAUAGGUGAAUCACGUGAUGAUAUAUACAAAGGUGAUCGGUGUAUCAUGUGAUAAACUAUACAAAGAAGAUAGGUGUAUCAGGUGAUACAAAAGAGAUUGCCGUAAUUUACAGUGCCAUCCUUACAAGGAUCAAAUAUUUCCAGACAUUUGAUUAUGGUGUUUUGUAUGGUUAAAUAUUCCCGGGCGUUUGAUUAUUGUGCUUUGUAUAGUUAAAUAUUUUCGGGCGUUUGAUUAUUGUGUUUUGAAUAGUUAA